AUGCCACGGGCGGCCAUGUACGCCCUGAUUGAUGCCAUGGAUGGCCUAGAGAGGGGAGGGACAUCAACGCCGGCCCUCGUCUUGAUCAUCAUCAUCGUCGUAGUCUUCUUCGUGUUCUUCUCGGUCUUGGCAGGAGGUGUCAACACAAGCCGCCGCUGGGUUCAAACAUGGAGGAGAAGCCGCGAGAAGUCUCCACUGAGGAAAGACCCAGAAGAUGACAACAACAUGGAGGAUACAAACAUGGAGGUUGCACAGCUGCAAGGCCUGGUGGCGGAGCUGCGCGAGGGUCUCCGCGUCUCCUUGGCCGAGCUGUGCGAGCUGCGCCAGAAGGACCGGCAAUUGGAGGAGAGCCUGCAGGCUCACCAGACCGACGCGGAUGAUAAGAUUAUGGGCCUCAAGAACUCUCUCAACACUUUCAAGGAGGAGCUGAGCGCUGCAUUCUUCCACAUCCAGGAUGUCUCCAACAGACAGCGGGAACUGGUCAAGCAGCUGGAACAACUUCAACCAGAACCCAUCAAUACUCCACACAGCAGGAAGAGCUCCAAAUCAGACGUGCUGAGCGCAUCAGACGAGCGAAUCUGCACGCCCGGCCAAUCGGAGCUCAGCAUCAUCCAGCGCUACUUCGGAGAAUCGCCGCAGUCGCAGAGGAGUGCCACGUCUACGCAGGCGUCCAACUCAGAGCAGCAGAGGUGCGCUUCGUCCCGAAAUCCGGCGUGGGGGGAUGGCAGGAGCGGUAGAGAAGACGCCGACACACCUGACAGCUUCAGUGAAAACAGUAUGCGACAAAAGGCAGCCCUGGAGCUACUGGAAUCUGAGAGAAUUUACGUAUCGCACUUGUCUCUUCUCCUGAAGGCUAACAUUUCCUUCAAUGGCUCUGACGCGAUCGCCGCUAAGGACAAACGUCCGUUUCCCAGCUGUUUGCGGUUCCUGAUCCAGCAGCACCUGGACUUGCUCCACUCUCUCCAGGAUCGCGUCCUCAGGUGCCAGUGGCAAGGCAUCAUGGGAGAUAUCUUCAUGAGGCUCACCAGCAAAGAGAGUGACUUCCUGGAGUUGUACGUGUCCUACCUGAAGGAACUUCCCGACUGUCUAGCUGUUGUCACCACGCUGGCCUCCAAUUCUGUCAAGUCUUCUGCCUUUCUGGAGAAUGACAUCAUGGGCGACGAGUCCAAACCGUCCCUGCGUACGUUGCUUCUCCAACCGGUGCAGAGGAUUCCGGAAUACUUGCUGCUGCUGCAGGGCUUACUGAAGCAGACGGAGGCGUCCCACCCGGACUACUACCUUCUGCUGGUGUGCAUCCAGCAGUUCCGCUGCUUCUCUAGCCAGCAACAGCACCUCCUCCAGCGCAAUCAGGAGCUCCUGAUGCACAACCGCCCGGAGAUCAAAAGAUCAUCCAUGAAGCAACUUGUCAGGACUAUGGAAGGUGGCCUUCAAGGUUCUCCAUACCCUCACAGUAGCACUGCUUUGGAUCAUGUUACCCAUGCCAAACACAGCAAGCAACGUCUCCUGGAUCAGAUCCAGUCCAGCCAUCGCUUCCACGAUUGGGAACGCGAGCCUGAAACAGAAUGUUACAACGCCGAUUGGACGCCCCAGCUGCAGCUCUACAGCCCCGACAUUGAUUUGCGCAAGCACAAAGCCACAGGUCUGGGUAGCAUCCCUGAAAGCGAAACGUUCGAGCGCGCCCGCCAGCAUCCGCCACCCUCCAGACCCUCGGAAUUCCGACAAGUUCAACCAGGCUCGGCUCUGGCCGACGCCUUGGAGGAGUUUCUUCUCCCGCCGGACCCGCCCGGGAUGGAGUGUUUCUACGAAGACGACACGAGUUCCCUACACGAGGCGUUCGACCGCUGCUCCUCAGCUUCUUCCGAUUCGUCCGUCGACAUCGCGUUCGUCAAGUGUCCGAAAGCUCCAGCGACCCCGUCGCGACACGUGCCGACGAGAGAUGUCUUUGGGAACGGCUACAACAAAGUCCCCAACCGAGGGUGCGUCUCUCCGGAUGAAGCUUUGCUGAUGCGUCAUGCUCACCAACGCCCCCUUCAGCCCAGCCAGCGUAAAAAAAGCAAGUCGCUGAACGGCCUGCAGAUGGACAGCAUGUUGGAAGUGGGCCAAGCCAAACUGGAGCGGCAGGGCAGCAGGGGCAGCAGGGGUUGCGCCACGCCGUCCCGCAAGAUCCACAACUCACCAGGAAGCAGAAAGGACGGCGAAAAACCGGGAGAAGACCUUCAUGGACUAUUGGGCAUGGACCCAACCAUGCAGCCUUGGGGGGGCGAGGAGAACCAACACCACCACACGCCCUUCAGCGAGAGAAGCCGAAAACAGGACAAAGGAGGAUUCAGGAGCUCCUUUAAGAAACUCUUCAAAAAGAAAGGCGGCGACGACAAGAAAGAGAAGGCGGCAGAGAAAACGCAAGAAAAUCCCCAAGUGGACGGAAGAGGCACUGCAGUGUGA
Molecule: messenger RNA, 2442 nt
Organism: Nerophis lumbriciformis (worm pipefish)
Lineage: Eukaryota; Metazoa; Chordata; Actinopteri; Syngnathiformes; Syngnathidae
Source: RefSeq, a predicted model, not a curated record